UACCAGGAGUUUGUCUGGGCCUGGUGAAGGCGAAUCUUACCGAAGGCUGCAAUGCAGGGCUCCGUGAUCCGGCGUACGCAGGAGUUGCUGGGGCGCGUGAUUCGAAAACCGCCUCUUACGGAGCGCCUUCUCAGCAAGCCCCCUUUUCGCUACCUGCACGACGUGAUCGGGGAGGUAAUUAGAUCAACUGGUUUCAUGAAAGGAUUGUAUACAGAAGCAGAGAUGAAAUCUGAUAAUGUUAAGGAUAAAGAUGCUAAAAUCAUCUUUCUUCAGAAAGCAAUUGAUGUGGUCAUCAUGGUGACAGGAGAACAUUUGGCAGUGAAACCUGCACGUGUUGUUGCAGGAUAUGAACCUGAAAAAACAAAUGAAUUUCUCCAAGCAAUUGCUAAAUGCUGUCUCAAUAAGCUUUCCAGUGAUGAAGCUGUUCAGAAAGUACUUGCUGAAGAAAAAACUGUUAAAGAAAAGACACCUUCAUCUAAAUCUCAAAACAGAGAAUCUAAAACAGAAGAAUGUAGAUCUCAUAAAGAGGGAAGAAGUGACUCUGAAAUAAAAGACAAAAGCACAAUUCAGGACCAAAAAGUUAAAGAAGAAUUGAAAGGGGAAGAAACCAAGCAAAGAGAAAGUGAAAAACAUAAAGAUUAUGAAAAUCAUCCCAAUAAUUUUGAUAAAACUGUUAAUGAAAAUGAAAAACAUGAAAAAGAGAGACUCAAGAAUAGAUUGUCCAAAUCAGGAAGAGAGCCAGAGAAAAUUAGAGACAAAGAAAAAGGAGAAGGGGAAGGAGAAAAAGAAGAAUAUGAUAAAGAAAGAGACAAGGAAAAGAAACAAUAUGAGGGAGGAAGAGAAAAAGAGAGAUUACGAGAAAAAGAUAAACCUAAAGACAGGGAUAAAGAUUGUGAGAAAGUCCGAGACAGGGGUAAAGAAAAAGACAAAAGGCGGGAAAAAGGUAAAGAUAUAGAAACAACACGAGAAGAAAGAAAAGACAAAACAGACAAAAAGCCCACAGGAUCUGAAGAGAAUAUUUCUAAAAAACUAGCAGAGAAGUCUAUAAAUAAAGAUCAAACUGAAUUUGAUAAAGAAAAUGAAAAUUCUGCAAGAUUAUCGAAGCAGCAUGCAACAAAAGGACCAAAACAGCGAAACAAAACUUCAACUGAAGUAAUAAUAGCAAUAAUAGUAGAUGGUAAUUGCUUACUAUUAAAACAAUUUCUUCCCUACAUUAACAGAAGGCUACCACGACCCAGCAGUGCACGACCAGCUCCACCCCGUAUAAAACGACAACAGAGUACAGAAAUUUUAAUUCCAGAAAGAAAUGGCAGUGCCAAAAUGGUAUCAAAUGUUAUUAUAGAUAAAGAAGAAGAAGAGGAUGACCAGUUUAUAGUGAAAGCAGAACAGCAGCUACCUGAAAUAACAGAACUGAAAAUGGAGGCAACAGUAGAGCUUGAAGGAGAUGAGAAACAUGGUAGCCUUGUCCAAAGAAUAUUGGAAACAAAGAAGGAUUAUGAAAUGUCACAGUUGCAAAAAUCUGCUGAAAAGGAGAAGCCACUUGUGUCAGAAGCAGCAAAGAGAAAGGAAAAAGAUUUAGUAACUAAAGAAAUAGAGAAAUUUCGUGGCGCCAUUCAGGCCCUUUGUCGGAGUGCUCUCCCUCUUGGUAAAAUAAUGGACUAUAUUCAAGAAGAUGUAGAUGCCAUGAAAAAUGAGCUUCAGACAUGGCAGAAUGAAAAUAAAGAACUUGAAGAGACCCUGCGGAAGGAACAAGGAAUCACAGAUGGUGUUGUGGAACCCUUAAAAAUAGAACUUACUGAGUUGGAUCAAUUAAUCAAAGAUGAAGAAGACAAGAUUUAUACUAGGAGAGCUAAUGUUUUAAGAAACAAUGAAAAAAUUCAGAAGAUGGUUCAUAUUAUCAACUCAAGAAGAUGAAUAGUGGAAGGCUGGAACCCAUUAUAUUGUUUGCAAAUAAAAUUACAAUACAAUAGCUUAUACAAUUUCAAGAAUUUAUUUGGACAAUUGUGGUUGGUUUUCUUGGAAAGUACUGGUUGUAGUUUUUAAAAGUGCAAAAUAUUUACUGUAUUUAAUCUGUUGUGGUUGCUACUUUAAUAUCAAUACCCCUUAUUUGUGUCUUUCUGUAAGACAUUAUUUUUCUUUAUACAGAGUAUGGAAUUUGAGAGGGUUGCAGUUGUGAUUAUCUUAGAACUCUUGGGUAAAUCCCGUAGGAAAAUUUGUAUUUGAAAUCUUGCAAGUUUGGGAGAAACACUGUAUGCCUUUGUGGUAUUAUAAAGACCAAAAAGUAAGAAGUUGAUCCCAUAAGAAAAUCUGUAAUGAAAUUCUUACAACUCAAGAUAAAAAUGCAGUUUACCUUUGUUUAUUUAAGACAUCUUGUAACAUAGAGAAAAUAAGAUAUUGAUCUGAACAUAAUUGGUUACAUUUAUAAUAUACAUUUGCACCCUACUUCUCUCUCUUUCGCUCUCUCGCUCUCUUUCUCUUAUAUUCUCAAAUUAAGUCAUUCUGACAGAAUUGGAAUAUGGAAAUUGCAUACAUUAUGCUUGGGAUUGUGGAUUUUGCUCUUCCUAUAUAGUUUUGCUGUAUUUAUUUUAUGGGAUUCCCAAAUAAUGGAAAACUUGCUGGCCAACCAAAUUAUAUGGUUUCUAGGACCCUGACUUCAUCUAAUGCCAUCUUAGCUUUGGGGAGGAAUGUGUGUGCACAAAUCUUUAAAAAAAUACAGCACCUCAACCUAGCAUGGUUGUUCAGAACUUUUGUUCUGAGAAUCAUUUUUUUAAGAUUCUUAUGCUUAUGAAGUCUUGUAAGUUUAUCAUUAUCAUUUAAAAAUAGCACAACUCAAAAGUAAGGAUUUCCCUUUCCACAUCUCAGUGUCACACUUGAAAGAUAACUGAGACUAACCAUCUGUCUGUCUGAUGAAUUGAUGAAUAUAAAUAUAAACUGAAUGUUUUUUUGUUUUUUGAAACUAUACCAUUUGUUAAUGAAAUAAUUUAAGAAAAUUCAUUUUUUCAUUUGGAAAUCUAUAAUUUCUUUGCUAGUGAAGUUAUAUUUCUCAUGGGUUACACGUCUAGUAAAGUAUACUAGAUGUAGAGCAGAAAGGCAAUUUAACGUGCAUAUUGAAGGGGAGGGGUUGAUUAAUAAAUAUAGAAGACAGUCUUAAUGAUUUGGGAAAGUAUGCUUGUUGCUAUAUUUAAAUUGCUACCAUAUAUUGUACUACAUUUUAUCCAUAUGAUUCUCUAAAUUUUGAUUGGAAAUGAGUUUUAAAUAACUGAAAUAAUCAUUACUGCAAAAGCAGUAAACAGUUUCUUGAUUUAUACAUUUGUUUUUUAUUGUAAUAUUGUCUAUUAUUUUAUGUUAUAUUAAUUAAAUUGUCCUUAAUUAAGAUGCAUUCCAAAUUUGUUUGAGCAUACAACUCAAAUAUUAUCAAAGUAUAUGUUCACUCUCCUUAAACUAUAAAUCUGUCGUUUAAACUAUAAAUUUUAGAAAAGGAAUAGUAAAAAAAAUUGGAUCAAAUGUAUUACCAUAGAUGUUUUUAUGCUAAAGUUGCCAUUCUUUAUAAACUACUUAUUAUUAUAAUACAUUUGAAGCUUGAUAUAAUAUCUGAAAUUUCCUUUUAUAUUCUGUGUAGAUAUCUGUAGGAUUACAUAUCACAUUAUUACAAGAGUCCAAUUUGUUAGUAAAAAUGUACAACGUAAAAGAUCUGUUUUUUAUUAUUUUUUCUAUAAAUUUAAUAAAUUGUCUAUUUUUUGUAUG
Messenger RNA from Notechis scutatus (mainland tiger snake), 3744 nucleotides. The record is from RefSeq and is a predicted model, not a curated record. NCBI's taxonomy places the organism in Eukaryota, Metazoa, Chordata, Lepidosauria, Squamata, Elapidae.